Molecule: messenger RNA, 502 nt
Organism: Drosophila yakuba
Lineage: Eukaryota; Metazoa; Arthropoda; Insecta; Diptera; Drosophilidae
Exons: 2
Coding region: 33-389 (118 amino acids)
Source: RefSeq, a predicted model, not a curated record
CAAUUUAUUCGACAAAGAUACCUUGUCCAAAAAUGGUCCCAAUAAGCUCGUCAAAAUUGAAUAGGAAACUGGCAAGCAGAGCCCUCACAAAAGAAGGACUUCCUGCCCGAAAAUCUAUCGGUUGUCUUUUUCUCGGCAUAAUAUUUGGAGUAUUUUUAGCCGGAAUACUCUUUUACUCCUUGAUGAACGAAGACUGCAGGGAAAGUUCGAGGAAUAUAAUGAACAUUAUUGGACUUAAGAAACAUCAAAAUUUAAAUAAAAAUGCUACAUUGAUACUGGAAACUGCCGAAAUAAAAACAGAAGACAAGGAAUUGAGCACAAUAGGCACACAAGAAACCCCUGAUGAAUUUAAUACAGCCGAUAAUAGCUCAAUAGUUUCUUCGCCCUAAGAUAUUAACUUCUAAGUUAGAGCAAUGAAAUAUUAAAUAAACCGAUGUUAGUCAAAAUUGUACAUAGCCUAAAUCGAGCUCGAUUAAAGUAGUCUUCUACUUUUAUAUAUAAA